Ornithodoros turicata is the source of this 1923-nucleotide messenger RNA. Its product is annotated as cystinosin-like. Gene Ontology annotation, cellular component: lysosomal membrane. Gene Ontology annotation, molecular function: L-cystine transmembrane transporter activity. The record is from RefSeq and is a predicted model, not a curated record. The transcript has 10 exons. NCBI's taxonomy places the organism in Eukaryota, Metazoa, Arthropoda, Arachnida, Ixodida, Argasidae. Bases 657 to 1811 code for a protein of 384 amino acids. Gene Ontology annotation, biological process: L-cystine transport.
ACGUGUUUAUUAGUCGAAAGAAACCAUCUUUGCUAUGCCUGGAGAUUCCAGGCGGGAUAAACCAUAAGCUGUCGAUUCUAGACAAGUAUGUCGGCCAGUUCUACGCCUUGGCUCCAUGGGACAUAUAACGCCCUUCGCAGAAGACGACGUGCCUAAGUGACCUGAACCAAGUUGCUGGCCUCCUUGGACGGGUUCGAGCCCGCAAACCUUGGGAUCAGCAAGUGUCAAGUGAUGUCUUAUAGAAUAUUUACCACGGUACUUCAAGUAAUACUCGUCACUGGUAGUAGUGGGUUGUGGUAUCUUCAUCUCAAGCGUGGCUCUAUAUAGCGGUGCCUGUAAACGAAACACGACACUGAUAGCAUUAGUUAAGUGGGUUGGCGUUCAAGAACGAAGAGAGCUUUCUUGAUGAUCUAGUUGACAAGUAGUCAGCAUUAUUAUGCGUGGUGAAAAAAGGACAAAGAAGAGGCGCACGUGUUGAAGCCAGCUGUUGCAUUCUCUAACGGCGCGCGGACCGAAAAAGCCGCUGGUUGGAUUUCUCAAGUGUCCUCGCUCGAUUUUCGAACUAUAAAUUAGGUUGACGUUGUUUUCUUCCCAUCGGUGUCUUUGCGAACGAUAUUAUCAUCCGAAGAGAAAUACCCGAGUUCCAUAACGGCAACAUGUUAUUUUGGUGGACGUUCCUCCUAUGGGCAAUCGCACGUCGAUGUGAUGGCAUUGUUGUGCAGAGUCCCACGCACGAUUUAGCCCUGAAAGUGCAUCAGAAAGGAUCGUUUGAGGUCGUGAUAAGUUCUCCCGUGAAGCAGACGAUUCAAGUGACGGCGGAACUGACCAAGUCGGACGUGGUUGAAGAAAUCGUUCCGGUGAACUUGACUGUUGCGGCAAAUUCGACCGAGAAGGUCGUGUUCGAUAUCCGAGCCAAGGACCCGGGUCACGUGGUCGUCAUUUUGCAUUCCAAGGAGCCCGACGUCGACAUGUCACGGGCGUUUGUCCGAGUCUCUGUGAACAAGAACAGUCACCUGGCCAUACUGAGCGCUGUCGUCGGUUGGCUCUACUUCUUGGCUUGGUCCGUCUCCUUCUAUCCGCAGAUUUACAUCAACUGGCGCAGGCAGAGUGUAGUUGGGCUGAACUUCGACUAUGUCGGUCUGAACAUCACCGGAUUCCUCUGCUACACGAUUUACAACUGUGGCCUCUACUUCGCCCCGAAAAUUCAGGAGGAAUACCUCGAACGUCAUCCUUUCGGAAUAAUUCCCGUUGAACUGAACGACGUCGUGUUCGCCGUGCACGGAUCGGCUAUCACAGCUGUCACCAUCGUACAGUGCGCCAUCUACGAGAGAGGGAUGCAGAAGGUGUCCACAGUGACGACCCUUAUCUUGAUUUGCAUCUGGAGCGGUGCCAUCAUCUCUGUGGCCGUGAUGGCAUUUGAACGUACCAUUUCGUCGUCGACGUUGCUGAGCUGUACAUACUAUUUUUCUUACGCGAAGUUGGCUGCCACGCUAGUUAAAUAUAUUCCCCAGGCUUAUCUCAAUUACCAGAGGCAAUCCACGGAGGGCUGGAGUAUCGGGAAUGUGAUACUGGAUUUUCUGGGCGGUAUCCUCAGCAUCAUGCAAAUGAUUAUCAUCGCCUAUAAUUAUAAUGACUGGACAUCAAUCUUCGGAAACUUCACGAAGUUUGGCCUCGGCGUCGUGUCUGUGGUGUUUGACGUGUUGUUCAUGAUGCAGCAUUACGUGCUCUACUGGCACGGCCCAGUAGACCAGCAGUUACGAGUGCCAGCUGAUUCUCCGUACACGCUCGUAAGCGGGGCCAAGCGGAAGUAGACGCCGGACAGCUGUUUAAAGUAUACACGUAGCCAGGUUAUAUGCAUGGCAAAAGGCUGCUGCUGCCUGUUGAAACGCAAUAUAACUCAUGUUUAUGGACUGCGUUGCACCA